Dimorphilus gyrociliatus is the source of this 3664-nucleotide messenger RNA. The record is from the annotation of a GenBank genome assembly. Lineage: Eukaryota; Metazoa; Annelida; Polychaeta; Dinophilidae.
GUAUUGUGUUCGUGUAGAACGCAGCAAAACGAUUGUUACCUCUUAAGUCUUAGCCUAAAAAGGAUUGAGGAGAGGUUUUUACCACAAUUAUUCAACUAUUAAGCUAAAGCUUCUAAUAAUAUUUAAAUACAAUUUAUUAGUCAAUACAAGUUCUGUUUAUUUGAUUUGAUUUUGAUAAAAAGCUGAUUUCUUGGGCGAUAAUGGCGGAAUUAACAACAAAGCAUGCAGAGUUUAUCGAGCAUAAAGCUAUAGAUUCUGUUAAAUUAAAGAAUUUUGACGAAGCAUUGGCUAGUUUUUGUAUUUUAUUUAAAUUAUGUCCGUCAAAAAAGGAAGAAUAUAAAUCAGAUUUUAUUUAUUGCGUUCAAGAAUGGUGCACAAUUUUAAUGGAUAAGAAUUGCCCUUCUCAAAUUAUCGAUUGUUUUCCACAGAUUUUAGAACUUUAUCCUUAUUGUAAAGAGAUUCUAGGAUUAUUAGGAGGUCUUUUACACAAGCUAGAGCAAUAUGAAUUUGCUUUAUCUGUCCUUACUAGAGCUCUCCACAUAGAUGAAACCGAUCCAGUUAAUACAGAAUUAUCGGAUAAUACAAAAUCAAGAUUAGUGGAAAGGUGGCACUUUAAGAUGCUAAACGAUAGAGUAAGAAAUCAAGCCUAUUUUAAGGCAAUACGUAGAAUGAGCAAAGAAAUCUCGACAAUUUUGGAUAUUGGAACUGGAUCUGGUUUGCUAAGUAUGAUAGCUAGCAUUUGUAACUUCAAGAAAAUUUACGCCUGUGAAGUUUGCCCAACCAUCUGUAAAGUUGCAAGAAAAACGUUCGAAUUAAAUGAUUCGAAAAUGAAACAAUCUGUUGUUCUUUAUGAGAAAUGCUCGAAUGAAAUUCUUAUUCCGUCGGACAUUGAGGAACGUGUACCCUUAGUAGUAACUGAAACAUUCGAUGCAGGUUUAUUGGGUGAAAGAGCUCUAUCAACAAUAGCCGAUGCAUGGAAACGCUUACUAACAGAUAGUGGACAAGUGAUACCAAAAAAAGCAUCAGUAUAUGGUUGCCUCGUACAAAGCGGCGAAUUGAGACGUAAUUUUUCGCUUGCUUUUCCCGCUCUAAGAAAUCUCAACUUAUCGGAUGUUCGUCUACUCUACCGGAAAUUACCAAGCGUUGCCGAUCGAAAAUCAAAACCUUACGACUGUGCUACCCUGAAUAAACUUGAGGGUGGAUUUGUUCGGCUAUCAGAAGAGUUUAAAAUUCUAGAUAUAGAUUUUAAUAAUCGCGAUGAAAUCAUUAAGUUAUCCGAAAACGGUUUGGAAAAGUCAAUGAAUAUCAGGUUGACCUCAUCUGGAAAAAUCGACGCGGUUGUUACUUGGUUCGACUUGGAAGUUUGCAAAAAUCAUCAUAUUGUGACCUCUCCUAGUUCGAACGGUAGCUGGCAACAAGCUGUUUAUUUUGUUUUACCAGAAGAUUUAGGCAGAAUUGAUAGCUACUAUUCGAAAGAGGAACAAGUACAAGUGACUAUAUCGAUUCAAGAUGACUUAAUUAAUAUCAAAUGUAGGGGGGGUAUGCCAAGUUCAUUUGAAUCAAUUCUCUGCGGUAAGAAAACCCUUGCUGAAUUCAAUGAUAUUGAAUAUAAUCGGGCAAUGUGCCAAGGAGUUGAGGCUGUUCUAAAAAAUAGAAAAUCACCUAAAGUAUGCAUUUAUUCUUCAGGAGUAAGUCCUAUUGCCUUUCAGUGCUUACAAAUGGGAGUUGAUUAUGUUCUUGGACCAAAUUGGGCAGAAAACGAAGAAGAGAUAGUACAAAAAAUAUGUGAAAAGAUAAAUUUAGAUAGUUCGAAGGUGAUAUGUGGCUGUGAAGAUUUACCCGAAUUCAAUGUGUUGAUUGUCAAUGCUGUAGACCGCAACGGACGACUAAGUGUUAACGUUCUUGAUCAUAUGGAUGUUUUGAUAUCUAGGGCUGUGGAAGACGUUAUAGUUAUACCUCAAGCCCUUAAAUGCCUUGGAGUAUUUGUAGAAAGUCGUUCUCUGGUCGAGGAAGGGGGUAUUCAGAAAGAUGUUUGUGGCUUUAAUGUGUCGGCUAUGAACGAUUAUCAAACAAUCAAUCAUCAAUGCAUAUCUCUAAAUAGACUGAAUCACGUAAAAUUGUCACCGGUAUUUGAAUUGUUCAAUCAAUGCUUGAAAGAUACAAAGGGAAUGUUCGAAAGAACGAUAUCUGUUGAAACUAUAGAAAGUGGAAGAGUAGACGCACUUGUUUACUGGUUCGAAAUGCAGAUGGCAGACGAAGUUCGAUUUUCGACUAUUAAAUCGAAUAAUCCCUUCGAUCAGUCAGCUUUCAUACACUCCAUUCCAACGUUUGUUGUUAAGGAAGAAGAACAGAUCAACGUUCGAUUAGUUUGUAACAAUUCAUUUAUGCAUGCUACGUACGAAAAAGCUAUGGGAGCACAGUCGUAAAAAAAUAAGAAAUAAAAAGGCACUGCAAAGAUACUGAAAAACUUGACGACGUUAAACAAAUAUUUUUGUCUCAAUUUCCUUUUUAUAUAACAGAAGACGAUGGAUUAUUUAGAUAGUUAUAAAUAGCGUCGUAACCAGCGUCUUUUGCCAAAUCAGCCGGAGUUUGUGCAUAAGAAUUCUUCAACUGGGGAUCGGCUCCACUUUCGAAUAAUUCUUUAACGAUCUUACCGUGACCGAAAAGAGCAGCUGCAUGAAGAGCACUUUCCCCAAUUGGCAACAAAUUUAAAUUCGCCUUGUGUUUAAUUAAUUCUUGAACUAUUUCCAAAUGUCCUUUGUGAGUGGCUUUAAAUAGUGGUGUUGCUCCAUCUUCUCUCGCAGCGUCUACUUCUGCACCUAGUUUCAAAAGAAGCUUUACUACAUCCAAGUGACCCAUUUGGCAAGCUAUCCUGUUAAAAAUUUACAAUAUAUAUUUAAGUAUACAUGAGAAUGUUUCUAUUUGUGUCUUUCACUAACCACAAAGGACUGGCUUUGUCUUUCCUUUGCUCAUUUACAGAGGCUUCGUGUUUAUAUAAUAAUUCUAUAAUUCGGCAAUGGCCAUUUUGAGCCGCUAGAAAUAAAGCGGUUGUUCCAUCACUCAUCUGUGCUUGUAUAUCGGCCCCAGUCUCAAUCAGCAAAGUAGCAACGUCCAGAUGGUUACCUAAGCAAGAGAUUGUUUUGCAUAAGCAAUAUCCCUAAUUAAAUAUAUAGCUUACAUUGACAUGCUACUAUUAGUGGCGUUGCUCCUUCAUAAUUUGGUAAAUCAACUACGGAAGGAUUUUUUUUGAGAAGUUCUUGAACUAUAUCAAGAGAGCCACACUGUGAUGCUAAAAAUAAGGCAGUUGUUCCUGUUUGACGUCUGGCUGAUGGGUCAGCACCAAGGCCCAAGAGUUCUUCAACACAGUCAAGAUGAGCGUUAGCAGAGGCGAACAUUAGGGGUGUUGUAUUUUCCUUGUCCGGGCAAUCGACGUUUAAUUUCUCACCCAUGACUAAAUCAUAAAUAUUAGAGGCGUCACCUUGAAUAGCUGCUAGGUGUAGUUGUUGUUCUAGCGGGGGUUUUUCCAUCUUGCACGAAGAGAUCUUAAGAAAUAUCGAUAUGUAGUAUAGCGUGAUUUGAUACAAGCAGUGACAUCUAGUGUUUUUCGCGAUUAUAUAUGAACUACUAAUGCAUUUAUUUGUAUGAAAAACAAUUUUUUUUGGAC